UGCGCAGCUAGAGAAAAAAUGGCCACCGUUUGCUGUGGCAGUGAGGUUAAGUAGUUUUUUGUAAACAACAAUACUACAAAAAGCAAGUUGUAUUUGUUAUCACUAGAGAUGUGACUUUUUAAAACCAUAAAGGUGGUAAAAUGAUUAGUAGUUCCGAAUUUUUGGACUCGUGCUUUGAAGAGUUGGAUUAUGAGUAUAGUGAUGAAGAAAUUGACGAUUUAAAUCUCUCUUAUUCUGAGUCUGAAAAUGGGAUUUGUUUGCGGUCAGUCUCCCCAUUGCUGAUUCAUUUAUGUGACGAUGAAGAUUUCCCGUCAAAGAAAACACUGAGAAGAGAGUUUGUAAACUUUAGAAAAGUGCAAUCAAAACCUUUUUUUAAACGUAAAUGGAAGGCACGUACUUUUGGUUAUAUUAAAUUGUGGCGAAUUAGGUCAUCAGAUGCUUGUUUUGAUAUAAGGAAACGAAAUUCUGAAGAUUGUGAAGGAGAAAAGAAAAAACGUAUUGUAAAUAAGCUGUGUUCAUUUAAAGCCGUUAUUGGACCAAAAUUUCGUUCUUCAUCCAAGUUUAGUAAUGGACAAGAUGAGGAGUCACCUGAAGACAUUGACGCGUCUAUUAGCAUCACAUUUUUCAAUGAUUUAUGUUGCAAUUCUAGGGCAGGUAAGUGAUUUCAAUUUAAUUGCAAACAUAACUUUUUUUUUUAAAGUAUUGAAGAAAAUUGUACAUUUACUAUUGACCAUGAAUUUUAUGUUCUUAUUAGUUUUACAGGGUGUUUGAGGAUUGCGAGCAAAUAUUUUAUCCCCUAAUAGAACUCGUCAAAAGAAACAACUUUCGUUAUUCUAACUUUUGUCGAAAGCACGUCAUUUCUGAGUUAAAAUUAUGUCUUAAUACGAUGUUUACAAUCAUUCAUAAGAAAAAACUUUGGAACGUGAACAGAGUAAAGACAAAAAAAUUAUCGCUACUUUAAGCUAGAUCAGUGUCAAUGGUAGUUGUAAAUACUGAUAAUUUUUUUGAGGAAAAAGUUUUCUUUUUUUUUUAUAAAAACUUUCACUGUCAAUAUUCAAUGCAAAUUAUUUUCAUUGAUAUUUUUACUUCCAACUAACAAAGACAAACACACUGAACGGCUCGUGAAAAUCAUGGGGGGGAAAUUGCAAAAAUAAAAUUUGGAUACGGAAUUUAUUUGGUCUUCAAUUCGACUUUUCAUAACAACUUGUCUUAGUGGUUAAAAUAUUUGCUCACAAUCCACAAACACGCUGUAUAAUAUUAA
This is a messenger RNA of Tribolium madens (black flour beetle), 1261 nucleotides long. RefSeq lists its product as uncharacterized. The transcript is spliced from 4 exons. The coding region runs from base 141 to 662 and encodes 173 amino acids. NCBI's taxonomy places the organism in Eukaryota, Metazoa, Arthropoda, Insecta, Coleoptera, Tenebrionidae. The record is from RefSeq and is a predicted model, not a curated record.